AUGAGCAAAGCCGUCGGUAUCGAUUUGGGGACCACCUACUCGUGUGUCGCCCGUUUUGCCAACGACAGAUGUGACAUCAUUGCCAACGACCAAGGUAACAGAACCACCCCGUCGUUCGUCGCCUUCACCGACACCGAAAGAUUGAUCGGUGAUGCCGCCAAGAACCAGGCCGCCAUGAACCCGGCCAACACCGUGUUCGACGCCAAGCGGUUGAUUGGGCGUAAGUUUGACGACCCCGAAGUGCAAAACGACGCUAAGCACUUCCCCUUCAAGGUCAUCAACAAGGCCGGCAAGCCCGCCAUUCAGGUUGAGUACAAGGGCGAAACCAAGGUGUUCUCCCCUGAAGAAAUCUCGUCGAUGGUGUUGGGCAAGAUGAAGGAGACCGCUGAAGCCUUCAUUGGCGGUAAGGUGUCUGACGCCGUCGUCACUGUCCCCGCUUACUUUAACGACUCGCAAAGACAAGCCACCAAGGACGCUGGUUUGAUUGCUGGUCUUAACGUGUUGAGAAUCAUUAACGAACCCACUGCUGCUGCCAUUGCCUACGGUUUGGACAAGAAGGGCAACACCAAGGGUGAACAGAACGUGUUGAUCUUUGACCUUGGUGGUGGUACUUUCGAUGUUUCGUUGUUGGCUAUCGAAGACGGGAUCUUCGAAGUCAAGGCCACCGCCGGUGACACCCACUUGGGUGGUGAAGAUUUCGACAACCGUUUGGUCAACCACUUCAUCCAAGAGUUCAAGCGCAAGAACGGCAAGGACAUCUCCACCAACCAGAGAGCGUUGAGAAGAUUGAGAACCGCCUGUGAACGGGCCAAGAGAACCUUGUCGCUGUCGGCCCAGACCUCGAUCGAAAUCGACUCGUUGUACGAAGGUAUCGACUUCUACACUUCGAUCACCAGAGCCAGAUUCGAAGAAUUGUGUGGUGACUUGUUCAGAGCCACCAUGGAACCCGUGGAAAAGGUGUUGAAGGACUCGAAGAUCGACAAGUCGCAAGUCAACGAAAUUGUCCUUGUCGGUGGUUCCACCAGAAUCCCCAAGAUCCAAAAGUUGGUCACUGACUUCUUCAACGGUAAGGAACCCAACAAGUCGAUCAACCCCGACGAAGCCGUCGCCUACGGUGCCGCUGUGCAAGCCGCCAUCUUGACCGGUGACACCUCGUCGCUGACCCAAGACUUGUUGUUGUUGGACGUCGCCCCCUUGUCGCUUGGUAUCGAAACCGCUGGUGGUAUCAUGACCACUUUGAUCCCCAGAAACUCAACCAUCCCCACCAAGAAGACCGAAACCUUCUCCACUUACGCUGACAACCAACCCGGUGUGUUGAUCCAAGUGUUCGAAGGUGAAAGAGCUAAGACCAAGGACAACAACUUGCUUGGUAAGUUCGAAUUGUCGGGUAUCCCCCCCGCCCCCAGAGGUGUGCCUCAAGUUGAAGUCACCUUCGACAUGGACGCUAACGGGAUCUUGAACGUCUCCGCCUUGGAAAAGGGUACCGGUAAGACUCAAAAGAUUACCAUUACCAACGACAAGGGUAGACUCUCGCCAGAGGAAAUCGAACGGAUGGUGGCUGAAGCCGAAAAGUACAAGGAAGAAGACGAAGCCGAAGCCGCUAGAGUCGGUGCCAAGAACGGUCUUGAAUCCUACGCUUACUCGUUGAAGAACACCAUCAACGACGGCGAAUUGAAGGACAAGAUUGACGCUGGCGACAAGCAGACCCUCGAAAAGGCCAUUGACGAAACCAUCUCGUGGUUGGACGGUGCCCAAGCCGCCACCAAGGAAGAAUACGCCGACCGCCAAAAGGAAUUGGAACUGGUGGCCAACCCCAUCAUGACCAAGGUCUACGGUGGCGCCGGUGCCGGUGGUGUGCCUGGUGGCAUGCCCGGCGGUGCUCCCGGUGGUGCCGCUGGUGGUGCCUCCGAAGGCCCCUCGGUGGAAGAAGUCGAUUAA
Diutina rugosa is the source of this 1938-nucleotide messenger RNA. RefSeq lists its product as uncharacterized. Lineage: Eukaryota; Fungi; Ascomycota; Pichiomycetes; Serinales; Debaryomycetaceae. Gene Ontology annotation, biological process: cellular response to unfolded protein; SRP-dependent cotranslational protein targeting to membrane, translocation; vesicle-mediated transport. Gene Ontology annotation, cellular component: nucleus; cytosol; cytoplasm. The record is from RefSeq and is a predicted model, not a curated record. The transcript has a single exon. Bases 1 to 1938 code for a protein of 645 amino acids. Gene Ontology annotation, molecular function: heat shock protein binding; ATP binding; misfolded protein binding.